AUGGGAACAGUAAAACCAUCACAGGAACAAAUGGACGAAGCUAUGAUGCCAUUGUACAAUUACUUGAAUCAAAAUCUUGAAGUUCUUGCCCAAUAUUUAACCCAGGAAAUGCUCAUGAAAGUGAUGGUAGCGGCGUGGAACGUGGUGGUUUCAAGUGCAGAUGAGCUUCUCUUACCAAAGCUUGCUAGUGCCAAAACUUUUCAGUUGUCUACCAUUGGGUCUAAGCUUUCACUGACAAGCACGGGCACUUCUGGAUGGCAAUCUGCUGUAUCCACUGCAGUAGCAAGUGUGUCGAAUUCAAUUGGUAUAAGUGGCUUUGGUAGACUGCUCACCAACAACGAGCUUGAGACGGUAUUUGCCUGGUUAACAUUUUUAUGUUUUGACUUUUUCCACAAUAAUGGCAAUGGCCCUCCCAUAGCAGACCUUAAGAAUGAGCAUUACCAAUCGCUCUUGCUAGUUCCCGUCUACUAUGAUCGUGAUAUUGAGUUUUUGUUUCUGGAAGUAGAUCGGUUGUCGCCAGCCUAUGUCAAAGUUUUACGUGAAAGAAACAACUUUACGGGAUUUGAGACGAAAGACACAAGAGAGAAAGAAGCUAAACAGAUCAAGUCUCAGAACCUUUCCAGGCAGAGAGCGCUUUCUCGUGCAGGCAGCUUGGCAAGAAGCAAGACUAUCAAUGCACAUGCCACUGCUAAGGCGAGAGAAAGAGCUGACCGUGAAGCUCAAGAAGCAAGGUCUGACCCUAUGGCAGCGCAGGUGCUCACAGAAGACAUAAUUCUUCGUCUUUUGUUGGUUAAAGGAGAGAAAGCAUAUGUUGCUCGCAGACUCGACCAGAGAGAGAGGUUGGCGCAUAGUAUAGCUACGGAGCGUCUAGCGAGAGCCGCUGCUGAAGGACGUCUUGGUUAG
Molecule: messenger RNA, 903 nt
Organism: Meyerozyma guilliermondii ATCC 6260
Lineage: Eukaryota; Fungi; Ascomycota; Pichiomycetes; Serinales; Debaryomycetaceae
Exons: 1
Coding region: 1-903 (300 amino acids)
Source: RefSeq, a predicted model, not a curated record